Fragaria vesca subsp. vesca is the source of this 1944-nucleotide messenger RNA. RefSeq lists its product as uncharacterized. The transcript is spliced from 6 exons. The coding region runs from base 258 to 1688 and encodes 476 amino acids. NCBI's taxonomy places the organism in Eukaryota, Viridiplantae, Streptophyta, Magnoliopsida, Rosales, Rosaceae. The record is from RefSeq and is a predicted model, not a curated record.
GAGAGAGAGAAGGAAAGAGAGAGAGAGAGUCCAACCGUGACUGUGUGAGAGAGAGAGAGCGACAGAGGAGUCCCACCCAGAAUUACCAAACCGCUUUCUCUCCUCUUCAAACUCGGUCACAGUCCGGCACGUCACUCUUUAUCAGUCGCCGGCGAUAAGUUUCGCCGCCGGGGACAUGUGCCUUCUCGCUCUCACCCACCGACGAAGCUUUUCUCGAUUACCGGAAGGAAGGAAUCUAGAUGGUCUAAAUUAGUGGGAUGGGCCCUGAAUUGGAGCUGAAACGAAAUUCAAAUUCUGCAAUGGAAGUUUCAGCUGUGAAGGAGACUGGUGUGAUCCGUAUAGACCCGGAAGAGACGUUUAUCCCUUGUGUGAGUAACUACAAGGAAAAUAUUUUUAACAUGGAUGAAUUGUGUGCGAAACAGACUACUACAUUGAAUAGGAUCGAGAAUCAGGAGAUAAAUAUUACAGAAUGUUCUGGUCCAAAUGAAAACGUUCAGAUAGUUGAAAAUGAAUGCCAGGAUUUGACAGAGAGCUCGAGUUCUUUUGGUGAUACAGUAUCUGGGACAGAGAAUGGUUCAAUGUUGGAUGGUGAUGAAGUUGAAUCGCAGUAUUGUGAAAAUCCGUCAGUGUCAUUAUAUGAUGGUUAUUCUGAUGCAUUUCAUACAAGGAAAAAAAAGUUGACUGCUCACUGGAGGAAAUUUAUACGGCCUCUUAUGUGGCGCUGUAAAUGGCUAGAACUGCAGAUUAAGGAACUUCAGUCCCAAACCCUGAAAUAUGACGCAGAACUUGCAGAAUAUGAUAAACUAAAGCAGUAUGAAUUUGGAGGUUACACAGCAGAAGGUUUUGAUGGAAAGUCAAUACCAUUUUCAAGUCACAUUCAAAGAAGCAAACUCAUGAAAAGGAAGAAAAGAAAGAGAGUUGAAGAUACUACUGAUAUAGUGUCAUUUACGUCAAACCAUACACUGUUUUCCUAUUAUGAAAAUAAAAAGUCUGGUGCUAAUGGUGGUUCCAUGGAAGAGGAUUGUGGUAAUUUAGUGGGUAGAAGUACACAUGGCAUAAAUGAGUUUGAGAUUGAGUUCAGAGAUGGUGAUAGUACCUUGGAAGAUAUUCUUCGGAAGAUUGAAGUGGUACAUUCACAAGUCUGCCGGUUGAAGACCCGAAUUGACAAGGUGGUGAAGGAAAAUCCUGCAUUGUUUGGCUCUGCUCUAAGUCCUGCUCAGAGUCCUGCUCUUGAAAGUGGGAAUGAAUUACUAGCGGAAACUCUACCAUAUGCAUCUCAGCAUAUAUCUGAGUGUAACACUGGACCUUUACUUUUGCCUAGUAGUGCAGUUUCAAGUCUUGAAGGGCUAAACCUUCUUCCUGCUAAAAUGGGGAACACAGAUCAGCCUUUGAUUGGCACUGAACAGGAAAAUGCUGUGGACAGAUACCUUGUACCCAAUGCAUCUGCCAAGAAAGAGCCACACGAUUUUGAAAACAAUAAUGAUCAAGUCAUAGAGAAGCCUCUCCUAUCAAGUGCUCAGCAGAAAACUAAUUUCUCUGUUCCAGCUUCCAAAACUGUGCCAAAAAAAUCCAGCAAACCUAAUGCAACUGAACAACCUGGUUCCACUACAAGGACUGAAUUCCCUUGGAACACAAGAAAUCGUGGGAAGCGUAAACCUGGUUCGUAUAGGUUGAGCCGGAAAUCGUAGAGUUAGUUGCACUAGAUGUGACUAAAUAUCAUCUGUUAUGAUAUUAUUGUAUAUGGUGCUUAUUCUGCUGUACAUGCUCAGCUCUCUGACAUGCAAAUAUGAUUUCAUCUGUACAUGCUGCUCAAUUAGGCAGACACACUUGCCCUGUUGCUCAAUUAGGAAAGUUUCACAACCUGAUGAUGUUUUUGUGUAAUUGAUUUUGGGCAUUAUGCAUCAAUCAUCCUUGUGUUAUAUUGUAGAGCAAUGUAUAGUUUUU